This is a messenger RNA of Aspergillus sclerotioniger CBS 115572, 385 nucleotides long. RefSeq lists its product as uncharacterized. The transcript is spliced from 2 exons. The annotation marks the transcript as partial. Lineage: Eukaryota; Fungi; Ascomycota; Eurotiomycetes; Eurotiales; Aspergillaceae. The record is from RefSeq and is a predicted model, not a curated record.
CCCGGCUCCUGCUCCUCCUGCUCCUGGCCCCGCCGUCGCCGCCCAAGAGCGGCAGAAGGCCGCCAAUUUGCUGUUCGCGGCGGGUGUGAGUGUGCCCGAGGGGCUCCUCCCUGCCCCUCGGGUCCUCACGCCCGCCCAGGUGCUGAGAAGGGAAGAGCUUCUCGCAGAGUUAGAGAAGAAGAGGAAGGCUGAGAGGCUCCUUCGGGGGCAGAAGAAGACUACUGGCAAGCAGGUCAGAGCUGCCAACGAGCAGCAUGAGGAAAUAAGUAGCGCCCAUGAGGGGUUAGUGCGGUCUCUGAAGGAGACUAUCAGCGAGUUGAAGACUCUAAGUCUUACUUAAUUUGAAGUAGACUUGUGUUUGUUUUCUCUUGUUUUAAGUUUAUUC